GGUUGCAGCCGAUUUCAGCGGCUCAGCGACCGGGAAAGCUAGACUCGGUGCAGAGAGGGCUUUCGUCCGGGACCCGCUAGGCCUUGUGACCCACUUUUAUUCCUGUCACCACUCGGGCACGUUUGGAGCGGCGCCCAAUGGGGCGCUGGGGCGGCCAGCUCCUCCGGGGAACCCCCGCCCUCCCGGCACCCCGGCCGCGCGUCGCCGUCCGCAGUCCGAGCGGCCGCCGCCGCUGCCAGUGGGCUGGUUCCGUUAGUGGUCGUGGUUCCGGGGCUCGGUCCCUGGGGAGCGCGCGGCUCGGGGCGUCGGACUUAAGCUGCGCGCGUUUGGAGGGCGCGGUGCCGGGCUUCCCUUCUCCCCUGACGGGCUCCUCGCGCUCCCAUUCGCCGCGGCAGCUGGCGUUUCUGGAUCCCUUUCCGCCCGCGAAGCUGUCUUCGCUGGAGAUGGUCCUGGCUCUCCGGCCGCUGUGAAAGAAAAGCACAAGAAGAAACUUUUACAGUCAUUGUUGAUUUGACUAGUACGCUGAACCCCCAAAUCAAAGUAAAGGUUAUCAUAAGCUACCCUCCAUAAGAAAGUACUGGUCAAAUGAUGAAGAUUUGGGUAUAUGCAUCAAAAAUGCAAUGUCGAGAAAUCAUUUCCAGGAGCUGAAAAGUACCAUACAUUUUUGCGACAAUAAUGAAUGGCAAGAGAAUGUUGAAGAUAAAGGUUUUAAAAUUCAUCUUCUAAUAAAUAAGAUCCAAAAGUCAUGAAUGAAAUUUGGUAUCUUUGAAGAAUGUUUGACAGUGGAUGAAAUGAUUAUCAGAUAUCAUGGACACAGUUUGCUGAAACAAUUUAUAAGAGCUGCUGAAACUCAGAAGCUGAUUCUGUCACAUUGUAAGAUGACUUUGGAAAAUUCUGCAGUUCUUCUAGAUCAAUCUUUAGAAGUUGAAUUUUGAGACUGAUGGUUGGUCAUAUAGAAGAAAUCCUUGAACUCUUAUAGUUUUCUGAAGAAUCAGUUCAAAAGAUCCCCAAAGUACAAAAGGAGAAGUACAAAUGUCUACCACAAGACGAAAACGUAAUAUGUUAUGUUGUUUACCGUAAGCUGUAGUAAAAUGAGCUCAAUUGUUGACAGAGAUGACAGUAGUAUUUUUGAUGGGUUGGUGGAAGAAGAUGACAAGGACAAAGCAAAAAGAGUAUCUAGAAACAAAUCUGAAAAGAAACGAAGAGAUCAAUUUAAUGUUCUUAUUAAAGAGUUGGGAUCCAUGCUUCCCGGUAAUGCUAGAAAGAUGGACAAAUCUACUGUUCUGCAGAAGAGCAUUGAUUUUUUACGAAAACAUAAAGAAAUCACUGCACAGUCAGAUGCUAGUGAAAUUCGACAGGACUGGAAACCUACAUUCCUUAGUAAUGAAGAGUUUACACAAUUAAUGUUAGAGGCUCUUGAUGGUUUUUUUUUAGCAAUCAUGACAGAUGGAAGUAUAAUAUAUGUGUCAGAGAGUGUAACUUCAUUACUUGAGCAUUUGCCAUCUGAUCUUGUGGAUCAAAGUAUAUUUAAUUUUAUCCCAGAGGGGGAACAUUCAGAGUUUUAUAAAAUACUCUCUACCCAUCUGCUGGAAAGUGAUUCAUUAACUCCUGAAUACUUAAAAACAAAAAAUCAGUUAGAGUUCUGUUGUCACAUGCUUCGAGGAACAAUAGAUCCAAAGGAGCCAUCUACCUAUGAAUAUGUGAGAUUUAUAGGAAAUUUCAAAUCUUUAAACAGUGUAUCUACUGCAGCACAUAAUGGUUUUGAAGGAACUAUACAACGCACACAUAGGCCUUCUUAUGAAGAUAGAGUUUGUUUUGUAGCUACUGUCAGGCUAGCUACACCACAGUUCAUCAAGGAAAUGUGUACUGUUGAAGAACCCAAUGAAGAGUUUACAUCUAGACACAGUUUAGAAUGGAAGUUUCUAUUUCUAGAUCACAGGGCACCACCAAUAAUUGGAUAUCUGCCAUUUGAAGUUCUGGGAACAUCAGGCUAUGAUUACUAUCAUGUGGAUGACCUAGAAAAUCUGGCAAAAUGUCAUGAACACUUAAUGCAAUAUGGAAAAGGCAAAUCAUGUUAUUAUAGGUUCCUGACCAAAGGGCAACAGUGGAUUUGGCUUCAAACUCAUUAUUAUAUCACUUAUCAUCAGUGGAAUUCAAGGCCAGAGUUUAUUGUUUGUACUCACACUGUAGUAAGUUAUGCAGAAGUUAGGGCUGAAAGACGACGAGAACUUGGCAUUGAAGAGUCUCUUCCUGAGACAGCUGCUGACAAAAGCCAAGAUUCUGGGUCUGAUAAUCGCAUAAACACGGUCAGUCUCAAGGAAGCAUUGGAAAGAUUUGAUCACAGUCCAACCCCUUCUGCCUCCUCUCGGAGUUCAAGAAAAUCAUCUCACACAGCCGUCUCAGACCCUUCCUCAACACCAACAAAGAUCCCGACAGAUACUAGCACUCCUCCCAGACAGCAUUUACCAGCUCAUGAAAAGAUGGCACAAAGGAGAUCAUCAUUUAGUAGCCAGUCCAUAAAUUCCCAGUCUGUUGGUCCAUCAUUAACACAGCCAGUGAUGUCUCAAACUGCAAAUUUACCAAUUCCACAAGGCAUGUCCCAGGUGGUACUUCAGUUUCAGUUUUCAGCACAGCUAGGAGCCAUGCAGCAUCUGAAAGACCAGUUGGAGCAACGAACACGGAUGAUAGAGGCAAAUAUUCAUCGGCAACAAGAAGAACUAAGGAAAAUUCAAGAACAACUUCAAAUGGUCCAUGGUCAAGGACUGCAGAUGUUUUUGCAACAGUCAAACCCUGGGUUGAAUUUUGGUUCUGUUCAACUUACUUCUGGAAAUUCAUCUAAUAUCCAGCAACUCACACCUGUAAAUAUGCAAGGCCAAGUUGUUUCUGCUAACCAGAUUCAAAGUGGAAUGAAUACUGGACAUAUUGGCACAAGUUCACACAUGAUACAACAACAGACUUUACAGAGUACAUCGACCCAGCAGAGUCAACAAAGUGUACUGAGUGGGCACAGUCAGCAAACGUCUCUUCCCAGUCAGACGCAGAGCACUCUUACAACCCCACUGUAUAACACUAUGGUGAUUUCUCAGCCUGCAGCUGGAAGCAUGGUCCAGAUUCCAUCCAGUAUGCCACAGAACAGUACCCAGAGUGCUGCAGUAACUACAUUUACUCAGGACAGACAGAUAAGAUUUUCUCAAGGUCAGCAACUUGUGACCAAAUUAGUGACUGCUCCUGUAGCUUGUGGGGCAGUCAUGGUACCUAGUACUAUGCUCAUGGGUCAGGUGGUGACUGCCUAUCCUACUUUUGCUGCACAACAGCAGCAGGCGCAGACACUGUCAGUAACACAGCAGCAGCAGCAGCAGCAGCAGCAGCAGCAGCAGCAACAGCAGCAGCAGCAGAGUUCCCAGGAGCAGCAGCUUCCUCCAGUUCAGCAACCAUCUCAGGCUCAACUGACCCAACCGUCACAGCAGUUUUUACAGACUUCUAGGUUGCUCCAUGGGAAUCCUUCAACUCAACUCAUCCUCUCUGCUGCGUUUCCACUACAACAGAGCACCUUCUCUCAGUCACAUCACCAGCAACACCAGUCUCAGCAACAGCAGCAACUUAGUCGGCACAGGACUGACAGUUUGACUGAUCCUUCUAAGGUUCAACCACAGUAGCACACGUGCUUCCUCCAACACCAAAGGAGGAAGGUGAUGGUCUAUAAACAGUUGCUCAGAUGACCUGAGGAUAGGAAGAAAAGUUCCAGCAGUUUCAUGAGAUACAGUAUUGAAUGUUCUAGUUCCUGGAAUUAGUUGGUAGGGAAAAUGCUGCCUAGUGCUACAGAUGUACAUUAAAUACCAGCCAGCAGAAGAUGAUCAUAGGGACAUAGCCAAUUCUGACAGUGUUUCAGUUGCCCAGAUAUUUUUUGAUGGAAAAAGAGUAUAUUGCCAAAUGUUAAGAAGCUCAGCUAUGAGAUGACCUCCAGUGAAUCAGAAAGGCACUAACAUUGUUAGUCACUUUUAGUGGUCUGUGCCUGUUAUCAAGUGUUACAGAGGACACACCACUGCCAUGUCAGGGGUUUGCUUACAGUGAUGCCAUGAAGAUAAUCCAGUAGUCAAUAGCCCCCACCUUAAACCCUUUUCCUUUUUCAGAUAAUGAUGGAACAGUAAUUUCAGAAUGUUUUGUCAUUUAAAUUUUCUGUAUACAGAUACUGUAAAAAUGUGUAUAUGUCUGGAUGAAGGAGAGAAAGCAAAACAUUGUGUAAGCUGCAUGAAGGCAUUCUCUCUUCCGUAUGAGUACAUUUCAUUAGAUUCUGACACCAUGUACAAACUGAUACAUCAGCCUCUUUUUCCUUUUGUUUACAGCAUAAUAGUGUUCUAUUCACUUUUCCAGGGCACAAGUCUUUUUGUUCAUACUUUGGCUGUGAUGUCACAGUUUGUUCAGUGAGGUAUGAUGUGCUGCUGGGAAUGAAUUUUUUUUCAGGUUAAAUUAUUGAUACAACAGGAUUUUCAAGUUAUUCAGAAAUAUCCCUCACUUCAUUAUUGGUGUUUGAAAAUAGGAUUUGCACUGCUUUAUUUUAGAUGGUUGGGAGUUUGAUCACAUAUUUUGAUAUAUUUCAUUGUUGCAAAUAUUUAUGUAAAUGGUUUUCAACAAGCCUGAAAGUAAUUUCAAGAAUGUUUCAGUUAUAGGAAUAAAAUUUGCACACAAACAUUUUAGGCACUUUUUAACAUUCCCAGUGUUGGGAAUUUUAACUUUUAGGAUUUGUUGGAAUCUUUUUAUUAUCCUUCACAAUUUCAAUGCUUCUUUUAGUCAGAAAUGAUUCAGGGUUAUUUGAGGGGGGGGAAACCCAUAGUGCCUUGAUUUUAAUUCAGGUGAUAAUUCACCAUCUUGAACUUAUUGUCUGAUUUCAGUAGCAGUUUUGAAACCUUAGUACAUUUUUAACAGCAUGUGGGUGUCAGUGUCAUAAUUCUCCUAUGUUCCUAUGAAGACUGCUGCAAGUCUCUUGGACUAGGGUACAAAUAACUUAGAAGUAAAAGAUAACAACCUAACACUAUAACAGUUUAAUGUGAUCCCAAAUUUGUUUCCUAAAUUAGCACCUUCCAUUAAAACUAAAUAGCCAUUUAAGAAUUGCCAAUAAAUAUUUGCUCAAUGUGUUGAUAUUUUUAACCAUAAAAGGGCAGGAAUUGGCUUUACCUUCCCUAUAACAUCAGAAUAUUGUAACCCACAUGCUUUCUAAAUAUGAACUAAGAUUUCAUCUGGCAAUAUCAUGUUCUAAAGGUAAUAAAUUUCAAUACAAAUUACAUAUAUUAAAAAUAGCAAUUUUUUUUAGAUUUUAUGGUACUAAUACUGAAAUUUACAACUAAAGAUUAGUGGAAAUUUCUUAUUACAGUAUAAAAAAUUAUUGCUGAGAAAGGGGAGAACAAAUAUAAUAAAUCAAAAUUGACCUUAAAAGAAAUGUAUAACAGAAUUGAAGUUGUUAAACAGAAAUGGUUUUAAGCAAUGAAAAUAACCUACUGCAGAAUUACUAGAUAAAAGACUCAGGGGAAUGGUAGGUCAGUUCUCUGUCCUUAGCUUUGCUAUCAUCCUUGAGGGACAUAAUGUUUUUCUGUGACAAAACAAAACAAAACCAUACCUGUCCAUAAUUAAAUUAGAAAAUUAAUGCUGUAGAAGAAAACAACCAAAGAAAAUGGUACCUACCCUUCUACAAAAGAAGUGCAACUAGAUACCAGUUAAUGAUUAACAUAUCAUGGAGUUUUAACUAAAUGAUCAUCCAGAAGAGAUUCCUGGCAUUCCCAUGGAUGUCAAGAAUGGUUGUCAGAACGUGUAUACCUGAGCAUACAUGCACAAGGCUAAUCAGUGUUGUAAAAGAUGGCAACAGCAUUGCUUUUCUCCCCUUCCAAAUUGCCUUUCUUGACCUUAUGCCAUUCCAUAUAACUCUGAGUUGUGCCUCAUUUAUUUAUUGGCAAUACCUAGUGAUAUGGACUUAGCUAACAAAAGAUAUGAACUAUUAUGUUAAGGCUUGCCCUCUGAGUACCAUACUUAAAAGAAAGAUCAUGAACUGUAAUAUGUACUUAACAGAAAAAAAAGGCCACAAGGUAAAUCUGCAGAUUGUUUAUUUAACUCACAUUCAACUCUUAACUCCUUUAAAUAUUUUCCAUCUUAACUAAUAUUUGGGAAAGAAAAAAAAAUUUGUCAUAAUUCCUGUUGUUCAUGAUUCAUCUUUUUCCUGCUUGAAAUUCACAGUUGCUAAAUUUAAAGAGCAGCCAUGCUUUUCCUUUGCCAUCAGGAAGGAAAGUUAUGUUGAAAAAACUAGUCAGCACCAGCUGCCUCUUCUUUCUUUACUUUGGUUUCCUUGUGCUUCUCUUCAAUUUGGGUUGCAAAGCUAGUCCUGUCCCCUUCCCUGUGAGACUUGAGCAUUCAGAUGAAGAUUCAGCACUUGUUUGUUUUUUAUUCCACUUCCAUAACCAAAGUUGUUAAUUCAAAUCCCAAACCUAAAUCAUGAAACUAUAUCAAACGGGAACACUUUUCAGCUUCCCUCUGCUUUACUCUCACAGGGAUUCAAUUUCUCUUAAAAACAUUUUAUUCUGGGUGGCACUUUUUACGUAAGAAACUGUGGAGGUAAAGGAAAGAUGCCAGCCACCGUGCAGUUAUUCUGUGGACUGCUGUGGCACAGUGUGAGCCAGUAUUGCCUAACGAAUACAGAUGAGAACCGCAGGGAUCAAUAAAGUUGCUGCUGAGAGUGAUGUCACACCAGAACCUAGACACUUGAAAAGUACUUGUUUUUGAGUGGGAAAUAUGGGCGGAAAAGCAAAUGUGGUGAAUGGGGUGGAAGGGGUGGCAUAGUGUGAAAGUAAAUACUACAGUUCAGUUUUCUGAACUAUAUCCUAAAUUCAGGGGGUAAUUUUAGAGUGCUGUGCUCUGCUUUGUCACUUAGAUGUGGCUUAGGAAUGUACUAGUAAUAAAAGGAUGCCAGUGGUCUUGACUAGUUUGUUAUAGAAUACUCAGUGCAGAAGUGAGUGUGUUUGAAUUCUUCAGAUGUGCUGUAGUUGUUGGUUGUUGCCUUAAAGCAGUCUCUUGAAGUUAGGAGCACUGAAGCAGUCCAGCUCUGUAAAGGGCAUUGUGUUGAAUGAAGGGAGAUGAACCCUUGUUCAAGAAGCCUUAGAAAGGGACCCUGAAAAUAGUAGGUAGAAAUGCUUUUCAACUGGAUAAUAUUAUGUUUGAAAAUGUUUCCACUACAUUGAGGCAAACUUUCAAGUGGAAUACAGAUAGCAUUUAACUUUUGUUUUUCUACUUUUUUCUAUUUCUUUGGUGAUCGAAGAUUUGUAGGUGAACAUUUAUGUAAAGCUCAUUCAAGUCUACAACCUUUCCUAUAUCUGUGGCCCUGUUCUUAGUCCCAUGGAAGUCCCUGUUGGAAGGUAUAAACACUGGAUAUUAAUGUUGCUGAGUGCAUCUAGCCAGGAGAAAGCUAAUUGGAACUUUUCAGUGGUAGAGAAGAAACAGCACAAAGGCACUUGCCAUUUUAAUAGUGAUUUGGACAAAGAGAUCUUUUAAGUUUGUCUUGAUUGGAUGAGCAUUCUUCUAAAAGGAGCUUCUGAAGUCAUUGCAAAGGAAAAGAGUCGACUAUUUUUAUAGCAUAUUUAAUAUAUUUGUAUAUAACUAUGAGUAUAGUAGGAACCCUCCACAUGCUUCCCACUUUUCUAAUUUCCUCCCCUUUUUGCCAUAGCCCUAGUAUAGCCUCUUCCGCAUGGGUAAUGUGCCUAUUGUCAGCCUACCAAAAGAUAGUGCUGCUGCUUUUUGAGACAGGUGAGAAGACCAGACUCUCAUGCCUGGGGAUCCUUUAUGGGAGGAAUAGCACACACUUAACAUACCACAGUCUAAAAGCAUCAUUUUGAAAUGUAACAAGCACUUUAUUGCAAUUAUUCAUUUUGAUAAAGUUUAUCUUAGGCAUUAACCAUUUCUAAAGGAUCCCCAAAUCAUCACUUAGGUGAAAUUAUAAAAUGACACAUUUCUGAGAAAUGUUUAGAUCCAGUGAACCGUCGUAGGUUUAUGGGAGUGAUCUUAAGAUAGCCAAAUGAACUCUGACUUUUGUUUUGAAUGUGGUGGAAUCAAGAGACUGUAGAUGCCUAGUUCCAUUUAAACACUAUUGUAAACCUAUCUUGCCUAUUGUGUGGACACCAAAAGAGACCAAUGAGCCUGUUUAUUUUCAGAGGUCUAGGAAAAUUGCAUCCAUGUGAGUAGAUGUACAGAACUAAUCUAAAAGUGAUUGGUAGUGAUAUUUUAGAAUACAGUAAUUUCAAGAAUUAUUCUGAGUGUUUUAAAUGUGCCCUGAAAUGUUGGCAUGUCAUUUCAGCGUUUCCAUUUGAAUUCUCUUGUAAUAUUUUUGCACAAAAAGAACUGAGAAAAAGAAAAGUAUAAUUUGGUCUUAUUUUAAUGUCUCCUGUGGAAACACUGGGGAUAAAUUUUGUUGGUAUAGUUAUUAAUUCAGGAUAUUUAAAACAGUGUUGAACAGCUCACAAGAAAUUAAGCAAACUUGGAUAUUUAAAAAUUAAAAUACUUUCUUUCCAUGUGA
Sciurus carolinensis (gray squirrel) is the source of this 8548-nucleotide messenger RNA. RefSeq names its product clock circadian regulator (gene Clock). The transcript is spliced from 25 exons. Bases 1065 to 3656 code for a protein of 863 amino acids. Gene Ontology annotation, biological process: circadian regulation of gene expression; regulation of transcription by RNA polymerase II. Gene Ontology annotation, molecular function: E-box binding; DNA-binding transcription factor activity, RNA polymerase II-specific; protein dimerization activity. NCBI's taxonomy places the organism in Eukaryota, Metazoa, Chordata, Mammalia, Rodentia, Sciuridae. The record is from RefSeq and is a predicted model, not a curated record. Gene Ontology annotation, cellular component: CLOCK-BMAL transcription complex; cytoplasm; nucleus.